Spinacia oleracea (spinach) is the source of this 1698-nucleotide messenger RNA. RefSeq lists its product as uncharacterized. Lineage: Eukaryota; Viridiplantae; Streptophyta; Magnoliopsida; Caryophyllales; Amaranthaceae. The coding region runs from base 254 to 1495 and encodes 413 amino acids. The transcript has 7 exons. The record is from RefSeq and is a predicted model, not a curated record. Gene Ontology annotation, cellular component: membrane.
CAACUUUACCCUUUAACGCUUAAUCACAAUCCCACGAAGGUUACUCUCCUCUCUCUCUUCAAUUUGAAAUUGCAACUUCUUGAUCUUUUUGAGAAACGCGUUUUCAUGCUUCGUAAUUGAAUUAUUCAAAGUUGGUCAAUCCCCAAAACAAAAGAUAUUGACGGAUUUCCCCCCAAAAUUAGGGUUUUGUUUGUUGAUCAAAAUUUUUAGGUUUUGCAUUAUUAAUUUUGGCGCCGGAAAAGUAUAAGAGAGGAUGUGGGCAGCUUCGUGUUUAGCAUCAUGCUGCGCUGCGUGCGCAUGUGAUGCUUGUAGAACUGUGGUAUCCAGUAUCAGCCGUCGGUCGGCUCGGAUUGCGUACUGCGGUCUCUUUGCGUUGUCAUUGAUUGUUGCCUGGAUUCUUCGUGAGGUUGCGGCUCCACUUAUGGAGAAGAUCCCUUGGAUCAAUUAUUUUCAACAAACACCCGACAAGGAAUGGUUCCAAACAGAUGCCGUGCUGCGAGUUAGUUUGGGAAAUUUUCUAUUUUUCACCAUUUUAGCUGUUUUCAUGAUUGGUGUGAAGAACCAAAAGGAUCCUCGUGAUAGCUUGCAUCAUGGUGGAUGGAUGAUGAAAGUAAUAUGUUGGUGUCUUCUUGUAAUCUUGAUGUUUUUCCUUCCAAAUGGAAUUAUCAGCCUCUAUGAGGCAACCUCGAAGUUUGGUGCCGGAUUGUUUCUCUUUGUUCAAGUUGUGCUGUUGCUUGAUUUUGUUCAUGGGUGGAAUGACAAAUGGGUUGGAUACAAUGAGCAGUUCUGGUACACUGCUCUGUUUGUCGUUUCACUCAUUUGUUAUUUGGCAACCUUGUCCUUCUCGGCUGUUCUGUUCCAUUGGUUUACUCCGUCUGGACAAGAUUGUGGGCUCAACACCUUUUUCAUCGUGACAACCCUUAUAUUCGCAUUUUUAUUUGCAAUAGUGGCUCUACACCCAUCGGUCAAUGGUAGCAUUUUGCCAGCGUCAGUGAUAUCACUUUAUUGUAUGUACCUCUGUUAUAAUGGACUUGCUAGUGAGCCCCGGGAUUAUCAAUGUAAUGGCCUUCAUAAGCAUUCUCAAGCUGUUUCAACAACUUCACUUACCAUUGGGCUAAUUACUACCGUGCUUUCUGUUGUCUACUCUGCUGUUCGUGCUGGUUCUUCUACAACUCUUCUCUCCGCUCCUAGUUCACCCCGUGCAGGUGGUGGAAGGCCCUUACUUCCUCUGGACAAAGCUGCUGAGGAAGAAGAAAAGGAAAUGGCUAAACCAGUCACAUACUCGUACUCUUUCUUCCAUAUCAUAUUUUCACUGGCUAGCAUGUAUUCAGCCAUGCUUCUGACUGGGUGGACAACAUCAGUGGGGGAAAGUGGUAAGUUGAUAGAUGUGGGCUGGUCGUCUGUUUGGGUCCGCAUGGUCACUGGAUGGGCAACUGCUGCUUUGUACAUAUGGUCCUUGGUUGCACCAGUUCUGUUCCCUGAUCGAGAGUUCUAAUUUUUGGCAACUUGUAUGAUGUUAUCUGAGAAGGCACGUUUCUAGUCGUUUUUACAGUCUUAUCGUUGAUGUUUUUCUUACAGGUUUGCGAAGAGUGUUAAAUUUGGUUGGCAUGUACUGUAAAAUUGUAUAUCACUUUAUUGGUACACAUCAAGUACCCUUGUAAAUAAGAAUGCAAAAACUUGCAAUUUGCUGACUUCAAA